Molecule: messenger RNA, 3152 nt
Organism: Pecten maximus
Lineage: Eukaryota; Metazoa; Mollusca; Bivalvia; Pectinida; Pectinidae
Exons: 9
Coding region: 1-1296 (431 amino acids)
Source: RefSeq, a predicted model, not a curated record
AUGGCGAGUAGACAGCAAUCAGACAUCGAUAAAUUGGAAAAACAUUUAAUGGGGAAACCAAAUAACUUCUUAAGCAGAGGUGAAGUUGAAUCAGUAUGGACGAAUCUUAAAGAGCGUAUUAGACAUACAAACGGAAAUGUUGGAAGUGCUUUUGCAGACCUCGAGAAUGCAGUAGAAUUACAAUUCAAGAAAUCUUUCCUAGAAAAACGAAAAAAGAAAUAUUCAACACUGAAAAAAUCAAUAAUUGCUGCUUGUAGUGAGAACAAGUCGACAGAGGAAGCAAGAGGCAAACAAUUGACGCAAGCACAAGAAACUUCACCAGCAGCUCUGUCAAACUUGUCAGAUAAUCAGGAGAACAAGACACCAUCCAGGCAAUCCAGGGGUCCAUUUGGUGAACAGGAGACUCACCCAAAGCCUAGUACAAGUGGUUAUGGAUUUUCACCACGAAACGACAAACAACCAAGUGGUGAUGUGAGAAAAUGUGAAGGUAUAAUUCAGACCCUACAGGAUAAGCUGGAUCAACAGAGAACGGAAAAUGAAAUAAAUAGACAGGAAUUGAAAGAUGAAAUUAAAAUCCUUAAGCAAGAAAAAGACCAGUUGAUGACAAGGUUGAGUAAAAUGGCCGGAGACAAAUUAACACACAAUAAUCCUGGUAUCGCAGAUCUGAGUGACCCUAACCGACCACAGAAACUGGCUGAAAAGUACGGCGAACUGUACGAUAACGAAUGGACAGAUGCGAUCGAAAAGUUGAACUCUAAAACAGACGACAAGGAACAACGUCGAUGUAUAGACGUCCUGGCAGACAUACUUGAGUUUUGUUACCGUGAAAGUGAACGAGUCGCUGAAAGCCAGUUAACCCAGCUGCAAAAUGAUUGUUUCACUCUUCCACCAACCGGGAAACAGAAAGGCGUCAUCCAGGAUGCACCUGAUUCUGCCAGACGUCAUCUUUUAGAAGCACAAUAUAGUGCAUCUCGUUUCACGAUGAAAGCUGCCGUUGACAUUGUGACAAAAAGUCUUCACAAGCAAAGGAAAUCAAAAGGAACAGCGAAAAAGAUACCACGAUUCACAGCCAAAUGUAUUGAGAUUUGUUGGAGCAUGGUAACAAACCAACCGCGAAUGGUUUUUCUGUGGCCUGAUAAGAAGAAAACAAGCAAGAUAGACACCAGUAUGUUCGACUUAUACACAAGGUCAGGGGACAUUUUGGACUUUGUUGUGUGGCCUGCUAUGCUAAGCUGUAUGGACGGCCCAUUGUUGAGGAAAGGAACCGUACAACCGGUAGCAAAACAAGCUACAUAGGCAGCAUUUUAUGGAAGAAGCAAUCUCAUGAAUUGGAUAUGUAACAUAAUGUAUUGUAGUCGUAGAAGGAUUCUUAUUUAAGAUGUAGGGUUUAUCAGUCGAUGGAAGCAAUUUGAGACAGUACGUGUAUUCCACUUUAUACUGUCUCUACACAUUUCAUUUUUCACACACUAACGUCAAGGUAUCGGGAACAAAUAUAAAAAUGUGCCAUAAACGACGAAAUCCUGACAGAAGCCUAGAUAGAUAUAUCAUAAUGGAGAUAUCAAUUCUACAGAACAAUUUAACAUAAAUAUCAAAGGCAAACAUAUGAUGAAUACAUCCUUGCACGACUUAAAUUUUGCCGACACUUUCCCACGACUUACCAUGGGGCAGUAAUCUCACAAGACAUUUGUUUCAAUCAUAUUGUACUUGUUGUUUUGUGUGAUCAAAUAUGACAAGAAGUCGUUGCAAUAAUCUAAUUACAUGUACAUAGUAGAAGGAAAACUAAUGACAUGCUCGUCUUAAGAUGUGAUACAAACUUAUAAUAAUCUAAUUACAUGUACAUAGUAGAAGGAAAACUAAUGACAUGCUCGUCUUAAGAUGUGAUACAAACUUAUAAUAAUCUAAUUACAUGUACAUAGUAGAAGGAAAACUACUGACAUGCUCGUCUUAAGAUGUGAUACAAACUUAUAGUGUGCUUUGAUGCAAGCUUCAUCGUCAUAUGACAUGAUAUCAACUUAAUUAUCAAUCAAAAUGCAACAAUAAUUGACGAAUGCAUUAUGUCGAUAUUUUAUACAUGUACGUAAAUGUGGGUUAUAAAGAUACCAGAGAGACCUGGACUUUAUACUUAAAUAUUUUCAUACAUAUACGGCUUGCUGCAGAAGCACAAAUACAACCAGGUAUUUAAUAUUCAACAACGACAUAAUAUCAGACCAUUCAAAUAUUAUUAGAUUUGAAAUCACUAUAUCGAAAACAGUAUUUCAAUUGUAUUUGUGUUAUGUUUUAUUAUUAUUAUUGUAUGGAAAUAUAUCGUAUAUACCUGUAUCGAUCCAAUACUCGUGUAUAAAUAACCAAACACACAUAUGUGUGGUUUAUAUUUUUAUUGACGUAAUGAAUUAAACGUCAUAUUUUGUCGUUCCCUCGUGUCAAAUCAAAUUCUUGUCAAUAAUAUCAGGCUCUAUAGUGAGUACCAUGGUAGAAUAUGUAAUAGAGAAAUAAACAACACACUUCUUAAUAUUCAUCAGUUAUUUUGCUCAUAUAAACCGUCAUAUCACCAGAUAUUUUGUAACUUUAUAAAAUAGUGUACGUCAUUAGCCGAUAUAUCCGAUGAACCUUAUUACAUUUUUUUAAUUUCUUUAUUGCGCAUGCUAUUAUAUUAACUAUUAUCUUAGAAUUUUGCUCUUUUUGACAUUGAUGUACAUCUACAGUGUAGCUUCAGAUUUGUCUUUGGGAACGUUUUUUCGUUUCUUUUUUUCUCUCACUUUUUUGCUUGUCUUCAUUGCUCACAUAUGCGUCGUUUAAUCUGUAAUAUUACAUUGGGAAGCACAUGUUCAAUUUAGUUUGGCAUAUGUAUUUGUCAAAUCAAUGCAUGAAAGUGUUUAUUCCGUAUUUUGUAAAACAAAAAAGAAGGAAUUGUAUUAAGUGAAAGGAUGUUAAGUCUAACUCAUAUUAUCGUCUAAAGCAUAUCAUCUACCAUAUGAAAAUUCAUUUCUACGAAGAAACUCGCUAUGCGAUAUUCUUCCUUUCUUGGAAUAUCGGGAUACUGUAACACAUUACAAUGCAUAUUUUAAGCAUCAGCGCUUUUCAUGAUGUGACUUUAGUGAAAUAAAAUGCGAUGAUAAAUACAUUUGAAAUCUUUGUCUUAUUUCAAUUUUUAC